GCUUGCCUUUUAUUUGUAAGUACCUACCUACCCAUCAUGAGAUAUUUUAGACACACAACAGUUUUUGUUUAAUAAAAACUUUAGCAGGAAAACCCUAUAAAUAGGUGUCUCUUGUUUACUCUAGAUCAUUAAACGGGUAUCCUUACAGGACGAAACAUGAAGACUAUAAUAUUAAUGGUAGUAUUCGUAAAUGUACUUUGUGUUUUUGGAAAAGAGGAAGCUAUAUAUUCAGUUUCUGGGGGAAAAUUGGUUGAUUUGAUCAGAGCAAGAGUCCCGGAGAAUGGAACCCUGACGUUGGCUAAAGUUGAAGGAGACACAGACCAGCUGCCCGAUGGGAUAUACUUCAAGCCUGAGGACGACCUUGAUGUGCCAGAGACUUUGACCGUCAAAAAAUUAGAGGAUCAGGAACAGUCUGAACCUGUGAGACUGAACAGGCAAAGACGUCACUUGCACAAGAAGCUGUUCGGCUUCGGCCACGGCGGCUAUGGAGGCGGCGGCGGCUGCUACGACUGCGGCGGCGGGUACCAACAACCCUCUAAGACGAUCGUCGUGCAAGUAGUGAAAGGAGGUUACGGAGGUCACCACGGUGGCGGCGGACCGGGUUAUGGUGGUGGCUAUGGAGGUGGCGGCGGCGGCGGGUUCGGCUACGGAGGGGGCGGCGGAUAUGGGGGCGGCGGGGGCGGUGGCGGCGGCGGAGGCGGGUACGGUGGCGGGGGUGGAUACGGGGGCGGCGGCGGAGUGCCGUACGGUGGCGGCGGCUGCGGAGGAUCCUGUGGGGGCGGUGGACAUUACGGUGGGGGCAGCUCGGCCACAGCCACUGCUACUGCCACUGCCACUGCGUCUGCCAACUCUUACGGGUACGGAAAGAAACGCUAAUCUGACUUUUGUGGUUUCCAAAUUAUGUCUGUGUGAAGUGCCUUCAACGAUUGACUGUGAUGGUGAAAUGCUGGACACCAAAAUAGCUUAAAGUACAAAUUAGUUUACAGCUGGUUCCACAGUCACACUUCUAGAAUGUAAAAAUAUAACUAAAUAUAUAAAAGAUAGAGUAUAUAUAAAAGAGGUAUAAUAGGAAGAUAUUAAUAAACGAAUAAAACGAAGAAAAAAUAAAUAUUAAAAAAAAUAUAUAUCAAUUAACAUAUCAUUGUGGAAUCAGCUGUAAAAAAUUAACGAUGCUAGUAAUGACUCCCUGUUUUAUAAUAAAAUAAACGAGUUCUUUUUUUAUUAAA
Molecule: messenger RNA, 1226 nt
Organism: Pectinophora gossypiella (pink bollworm)
Lineage: Eukaryota; Metazoa; Arthropoda; Insecta; Lepidoptera; Gelechiidae
Gene: CPG10
Exons: 4
Coding region: 157-876 (239 amino acids)
Source: RefSeq, a predicted model, not a curated record